Spinacia oleracea (spinach) is the source of this 3277-nucleotide messenger RNA. RefSeq names its product potassium channel SKOR. Gene Ontology annotation, biological process: potassium ion transport; transmembrane transport. The transcript has 13 exons. NCBI's taxonomy places the organism in Eukaryota, Viridiplantae, Streptophyta, Magnoliopsida, Caryophyllales, Amaranthaceae. The coding region runs from base 442 to 2991 and encodes 849 amino acids. The record is from RefSeq and is a predicted model, not a curated record. Gene Ontology annotation, cellular component: membrane. Gene Ontology annotation, molecular function: protein binding; voltage-gated potassium channel activity.
CCUUUAGGACAUUAGAUUUUUUCUUUUUCUUUUGUUUUUGCCAUAUUUGAUUUUUUUUUUUUUUCAUACUUCAUAGAUUUCUUAAACAACACAUCAAAGUGUAGAUUACCUAAAAGUUGAAGCAAUAUUCCAAGCUGGCAUAGCAUGCUGACAUUUUUUUGGCUAAUUAAACCCAAAUCAAAAAAUCUAAAACCAAAAAAUAAAUAAAAAAGUAAAAUAAAGAAAUCAAUUUUUCUUAGUCCUCCACACUCCUAUUCGGCUGUUUGCAUAUAAGUAGAGAUAAAUAGGAAAACAAAGCUUUCAAGAAAACAGGUUGUUCAUCCGUGAUUAAAAAAUAAAAAAAUUGCAUUUGAAAUUACAUCAGAAAUUCGUUGGAUAUCUCGUGAUAUUUUCUCCAACCUGUUCUUUUUCAAUUCCUACAUAGAUUUCAUUUGAGAUAAAAUGACGCCGAAAAAAAUAGUGCGGCUAAUAUCGGGGAAAACAAUGUCGUGGAAUAGAGAAGAAGGGAAUGAAGAAAGAUCAUCAACAUCACCGUCGUCGUCGAAAGACGAGGAGGAUUACAUGGUGGAGAGGCCGAGAGAACGAAUGAAAUCGUCGAGGGUGAAACAAUUUGAUAUGCUGGUGAAUGAGUUGAAACAUGAGUCCACUCCCAGGGAGUUUUGUAGGGAAGGCUUUUUUACUGGUCUUACAGAUCUUUAUCAUGGUCUUGUUAUUCAUCCUGAGAAAAACAGGUGGUUUAAGGCAUGGGACAAGUUCAUACUAUUAUGGGCAUUCUACUCUUCUUUCUUUACACCUUUGGAGUUUGGUUUCUACCGCGGUCUACCAGAGAACCUCUUUAUCUUGGACAUUGCUGGACAAAUCGCUUUCCUUGUCGACAUUGUACUUGGUUUCUUUGUUGCAUACAGAGAUAAACAGACUUAUCGUAUGAUCCAUCAUCGCCGUCCUAUUGCCUUUAGGUACUUGAAAUCAACUUUCUUUGUUGAUUUGCUUGCUUGUAUGCCGUGGGAUCUUAUUUUCAAGGCAUCUCACCGUAAAGAAAUAGUGAGAUACUUGCUAUGGAUCAGGUUGUGUCGGGUACGCAAGAUUACUUUCUUCCUCCAGAAAAUGGAGAAGGACAUAAGGAUCAACUACCUUUUUACUAGAAUUAUUAAACUUCUCACUGUUGAACUCUACUGCACACACACUGCGGCUUGUAUCUUUUAUUAUUUAGCCACUACAAUUCCUGAACAAGAAGAAGGUUAUACAUGGAUUGGCAGUUUGAAGUUGGGAGAUUAUAGUUAUUCCCACUUUAGGGAAAUUGAUCUUUUUAGGAGGUAUACUACAUCUCUGUAUUUUGCCAUCGUCACCAUGGCUACUGUAGGUUAUGGGGACAUACAUGCUGUUAAUCUGAGGGAAAUGAUAUUCAUUAUGAUCUAUGUCUCGUUUGACAUGAUUUUGGGUGCUUAUUUGAUCGGUAAUAUGACUGCAUUGAUAGUUAAAGGUUCUAAGACAGAACGAUUUAGAGAUAAAACAGCCGAAGUCAUGAAAUAUAUGUACAGAAAUAGGCUUGACAAGGACCUCCGCAAUAAGAUCAAAGGUCAUUUACGUCUGCAGUAUGAAAGUAGCUAUACUGAAGCUGCUGUUCUGCAGGACAUUCCCAUAUCACUUCGAGCAAAGAUUUCCCAUACAUUAUACAUGCCGUUCAUUGAAAAAGCUCCUCUUUUCAAAGAAUGUUCUCCAGAGUUCAAGAAUCAGAUUGUAACCAAAGUCCAUGAAGAAUUUUUCCUUCCUGGUGAAGUUAUAUUGGAGCAGGGAAAUGUGGUAGAUCAACUUUAUCUUGUCUGUCAUGGAAAGCUGGAGGAAGUAAGUAUUGGGCAAGAUGGGUCAGAACAGCUGAUUUCACGUCUUGAACCAGACAGUACUUUUGGACAAAAUUCCAUAUUUUGCAACAUCCCUCAAUCGUGUACAGUACGAGUCGUUGAUCUGUGCCGGCUUCUGCGGAUUGACAAACAAUCAUUGAGUAAUAUUAUUGACAUAUACUUCUUUGACGGCAAAAAAAUCUUUGACAAUCUCCUUAAGGGAAAUGAUGGAAAAUUCAACUUGACGGAAGUUGAAUCUGAUAUCGCAUCUCACAUAACACAACAAGAAUCAGAACUUGCUCUUAAAGUAAACAAUGCUGCAAACCAUGGAGAUCUUUAUCAGCUAAAGAGUUUACUAAAGGCUGGAGCUGAUCUAAACAAGACGGAUUACAAUGAAAGAUCUCCACUGCAUAUAGCAGCAUCAAAAGGACAUGAAAAUAUUGUUCUUUUCCUUAUUCAAGCAGGUGCCCUUGUCAACCAGUCAGAUAAUUUUGGAAAUACGCCCUUAUUAGAAGCUGCCAAAAAUGGACAUGACCAAAUUGCUGCAGUCUUAUACAGAGAAGGAGCAAGAAUUGAUAUCAAAGAUGUGGGUACUUAUCUUUGUACUGUUGUUCUCAGUAAAGAAUCUAAAGAUGUGGAUUUUCUGAAGAGACUUUUGAAUAAUGGAGUUGAUCCUAACUCUAGAGAUUAUGAUGGUAGAACUCCACUUCAUGUUGCUUGUUCUCAUGGCUUGUAUUUGAUGGCCAAGUUGCUGGUAGAGGCUGGAGCUCUUGUUUUGUUAAAAGACAGAUGGGAUAACACGCCACUAGAUGAAGCUAGGCUAUGUGGACAUAACAAUUUGAUAAAGCUACUGGAAGCUGCAAAAUCUGCUCAACUCUCUCAACCUGCUGGACAGAUUGAACAAAUUUCCGAUAGAAAGCUCCAUAAGAAAUGUACAGUAUUCCCUGUCCAUCCAUGGGAUACGCAAGAGAAGAGAAUACCAGGGAUCGUUUUAUGGAUACCGCGUACAAUAGAUGAGUUGGUUAAGACGGCAUCAGAAAAGUUAAACCUCCCAACUGCUACUUGUGUUUUAUCAGAAGAUGGAGGUAAAAUACUUGAUAUAGAAAUGAUUGACAAUGGUCAGAAGCUCUAUCUCAUUACUGAAACGGAUUAGGACUUUGUUCAACUCGCCACUUCUUCGUGUAUAACAAACUAGUCCUAUCUGCGCUUCAAUUCAUGUAUAAUAGCCUCUGCUCUGAUUAACCGGAAAGGUUGGGAAGAUGGGUCAAGGUGCCUCAUGACUCCCGAGCCAAUGGAUGGUUAGACCAAGGAUUUGCAAAUGUACUAGCUUAUUCAUAUUGAAGAUGAACUCAUCCAACUCUGUAUAUGGGAACUUUGAAACUCAUUAAACAAUAACGUUGAGACCUAAUCUAGAGUUAUAAUAACUCAACAGUUGCAAA